Messenger RNA from Solenopsis invicta (red fire ant), 2174 nucleotides. Its product is annotated as beta-1,3-galactosyltransferase 5. Gene Ontology annotation, molecular function: hexosyltransferase activity. Bases 70 to 1335 code for a protein of 421 amino acids. Gene Ontology annotation, cellular component: membrane. Lineage: Eukaryota; Metazoa; Arthropoda; Insecta; Hymenoptera; Formicidae. The transcript is spliced from 2 exons. The record is from RefSeq and is a predicted model, not a curated record.
CCGGGGAGCUCGCCUUGCGAAAGCGAAAACGAAGAAAGAGAGUAGUGCGAUCGAGAGCAAGCGUUCGUCAUGUUUCACUACCUGCAUCUCAGGAGUCGUCUUCUACAGACUCUGAUCCUCGCGCUGAUCGGCCUGACCUUUUACGCGUACUACCGCACCGCCGCGUAUGAUGUUCACCAAUACAGCUUGCCGCGAAACACCAGUUACUUCACGUAUCAAGACGGCCUUCACGCGCACACGAACGUCAGUCUCAGCCAGUCCAGAAAUUCUAGCUCGGACGGCAUGUCUCUGAGCGCACCAUACGCAGCGCACAACUCCAGCAACAGCUCCUUGAUUUUCAUCACCACGGUGUCGACCUCCUCUAGCGCGCAAUCCCUGUCCUCGUCGUUGUCGUCGUCGUCAUCGUCUUCCGUGAGCACGUUGGUCAGCUCGAAGCGGAUCGCGAACGAGAAGCCUCAAGCGACGAGGGUUGUCGUCACUAAUUCGACCAAGCUGGCGCCAAUCGUGAUUCGCAAUGAUUCGGCGCGCGCCAUAUACGAGGCCGGGCACACCGUGUCGAUCCCGGAGCGCUGUCCGAACCUCGGCAAAGACAUGGAUCUAGUGGUGAUCGUGAUGUCUGCGCCGACCCAUCUUGAGGCGCGAACGGCAAUCCGACAGACCUGGGGCCACUUUGGCCAGCGCAGUGACAUGAGCGUGCUCUUCAUGCUUGGCACCACUCAUGAUCCAAGAGUGGAGACGAUCCUGCGCAAGGAGCAGAACAUGUACAACGACGUGAUACGCGGCCGCUUCCUUGACUCGUACUCGAAUCUGACGCUCAAGACUAUCUCGACGUUGGAGUGGGUGGACGCCUAUUGCUCCAAAAUCAAAUACCUUCUGAAGACCGACGACGACAUGUUCAUCAAUGUGCCGCGGUUGUUGGCGUUCGUGUACAAACACGCGAAAGACCGUAACGUGAUAUUCGGCCGACUGGCCAGAAAGUGGAAGCCGAUCCGGAACCGCAAGAGCAAGUAUUACGUGUCGCAGGCGCAGUUUCAGCAGUCGAUAUUUCCGGACUUUACCACCGGACCGGCGUACCUGUUGUCGAGCGAUACGGUGCGUCGUUUAUACGACGCCGCUCUGGACCAGACAUAUCUGAAGCUGGAAGACGUGUUCACCACGGGUAUCGUCGCGCACAAGAUCGGCAUCAGGCGUUCGCACGCCAACGAGUUCCUGAACAAGCGGAUACAGUACACCGCGUGCAACAUCCAGCGCGGCAUCAGCAUACACAUGGUCAAGUAUAGCGAACAGUUUGACCUCUGGAAGAAGCUGCUCGACGGUAAGAGUAAGUGCAAGUGAUAGCCAGCGCGGCCAAAGGCGACGAAGGUCCUACGCUUGACCCUGGCGAACCAAGUGGUGCGAUCGUUACCGCCUUAAUGCGAUUCGAGUGUCGGUUACACGCCGACCGGCUGACGCGAUAUAUACCGGCCGUUUUCACUGACGACCUCGCACAUGUGCACACGUAGCUACAUUCAACACACACACACACACACACACACACACACACACAAACAUACACACGUAUACACGCAUCACAUUCGGUUCAAGUGCGAGUGAGUGGCAUGCACGGGAGAGCAUAGUGAGAAAUUGUGCCGCAAAAUACGGCGUAGAGAUCUCGCCGCUGAAAUUUUUACACGAUGCACGCCACAAUCGUGUCCAUGAAGUCGGGCUUACCUCACACAGGUCGUACGUAAUUCUUUUUAUUCUGGAGGAAAUCUCCGAUAGCUGGAGAGGACGGAAGCUACUAUUUUUUGUAUUUUUUUAUAUCUCUCUGAAUUCCAAAGAAAUAUUUUUAUCAUCGUAGAAUUAAUUUUGUAAAAUAUUAUUCUCUGUAAUAUAAUAGAAAUUUUAUUUUCUCGAGAAGAGAGAGAGAGAAAGAGAGAGAGGUGCGUGAUGUAAGCGCAGAUAAUUGUAUAACUUUAACUGCUUUUGCUUUACAUUCUAAAUCCGGUGUUAAAUCAUUCUCCUAUAGAUAUGACCGCCUGUGUUUUCGUCGCGCAUUUAGCGAUGAAUGAGCGUUCCUAUGAUUUUCCUGCAUUCACACCGGCGGCACCCCUUAUUUAGAGUAUACUGAACAAUUUCGAACAAUUGUAUCCAGUAUUGAUCUGAGAAUAGUCACCUGAUUUUCAUAGCAGCGA